Molecule: messenger RNA, 1059 nt
Organism: Carassius auratus (goldfish)
Lineage: Eukaryota; Metazoa; Chordata; Actinopteri; Cypriniformes; Cyprinidae
Exons: 5
Coding region: 250-855 (201 amino acids)
Source: RefSeq, a predicted model, not a curated record
UUGGGAUGAUUGUGCUGGGUCAAAAAGUUGGGUUGUUUGGGGUACUGUAAACACAUUAUUGGGUUGCUCAUGCUGGGUAAAAUGAUUUGUAACGGGGUCAUUCACAAAUAAACAGUUGGUUGGGUUAUUUUGACCCAGCAACUGGUUUAUUACUUUUUCAUUCUUUGCAGAACUUUCUGGAUUCUUCACUUCUGACAGGAGGAGGCACGCACUCGGAGCGGGCAGUGUUUUAUGUGACUGCUGCCACUCAUGGACACGUUUGUGAGAGGAAAAUUGUCUGAAUGGCAGCUUGAAAAUCUUAUAGACACAUUUAAAGAUUUACAAGAUUUCUGUAUCCUGUAUCCUGAUGCAGCGAGGAAACUGUUUGAAAACUGGACCACGAUAAGUGAAAGAAUUCUUCCAUAUGCCCAGCGAGAGGGUAAACUGCCCUCAGUACUGGGUGACAUGACACCAGCUGCUAAAGAGGAGACAGCUUUGAAGGUCCUGCCAACUAUGCUUCCCCCAUCCAUCUACAGGAGAGGAGGAAAGGUCUUCAGACCCACCACAGAGGAGGCCCAGAAGUCAUUUAUUGACAUGCAACCUGUUGGGACCAACAUGGUUGAAUAUUUAAACCAUGAGAUGACCGGAGCAUUGCUGCACAUUCUGUGCCUCAGUGAUGAGACAAGGGGGACAUCACAGACCUUUGCCAUAAUUCCAGGCCACGCGAUUGAGACUGAGUCUUUGUUGGAGGUGGUUGAUCUUUGCUUUAAAGCUUUUUUUGUUUUUGAUGUUCAGUACACCAAGCAGUGUUCCCCACCUGGGAGUUUCUCCAGCAUGCUGUAUAUCAAAUUGAAGGAAAAGAGUCCUCCUCUGUAAAGUUUUUGAGGACAACAGUGGUUUCAGGCCCACAUGAUAUGUAGAUGAUUUUAAAAUGUAUUUUGUUGCUGUUCUUAAAUCAACACAUCUUAAUAAAUUAAAUGUAAUCGUAUGAGAGUUCAAAUUAGUUGUUUAAUGACUUUUAAUGCCUGAAUAUUUGGACAGAUUUACAUUUGUUAUAAAGUCUGUGGGGAAGGGUGAAUG